AUGGGGCUUUUCGGCGGAAACCAGAUGCCUGUUGAGGGCAAGACCGUCCUCAUCACAGGAGCCUCAGAGGGCAUGGGCCUAUCAGUCGCGAAGCUGCUGUCCUUCAAGGGCGCCAACGUUGUCCUUGUUUCUCGCAGCGUCGAUAAGCUCCAAGACGCUCUCAAAAUCGUCGAGGCUGCCGCCAUAAACAAGGAUAAGCAGCGAUUCCACUACAUCGUCGCCGAUGUCUCUGCGCCAUCUUACGCUACUCCUCUCCUCGCUGAGGUCCGGGAAUGGAACAAUGGCAAUCCUCCCGACAUUGUCUGGUGCAUCGCCGGAAUGUCCACUCCAGAGCUGUUCGUCGACAUGGACAUGUCCUCUCUGCGCCGCCAGAUGGACGUCAACUUCUACGGCACAGCCGAAAUGUCCCACUCCAUCCUCAAGGAAUGGCUGGCAGUUGACGCUCCCGUGGAGAAGGAGGCCAAGCAUCUCAUCAUGACUGGCAGUGUCCUGGCGCUGUAUACCAUCCCUGGCUACGCGCCAUACUCGCCUUCCAAGUGGGCUAUGCGAGGCUUGGCGGAUACCAUAUCCCAGGAGGUGAUGAUGUACCCGCAGAACGUCAAAGUCCACAUGGUGUUCCCUGGAACUAUUCUUUCGCCUGGAUAUGCCCGCGAGAUUCUCACCACACCUGAGAUUACGAGAAUCCUGGAAUCUAGCGACCCCCAGCAGACUCCUGAUGAAGUCGCAGACUCUGCAAUCAAGGGGCUAGAGCGGGGUGAAUAUUUUGUUACUGUGGCAUGGCUUGGUGCGCUUAUGAAAUGGGGAAUGUUGGGUGGUUCGUUCCGCAAUAACUGGUUUGUUGAUACCAUCAUGUCAUGGAUUGUUAGCUUUCUUUGGAUAUUUAUUCAGCCUGAUCUGCAUGGAAAGAUACGAAAGUAUGGUAAGACGCAUGGUCACCCCAGCAAGGCUAAGCAGGAAGGUCAGGAGCGUCAAGCGUAA
This is a messenger RNA of Trichoderma atroviride IMI 206040, 978 nucleotides long. RefSeq lists its product as uncharacterized. NCBI's taxonomy places the organism in Eukaryota, Fungi, Ascomycota, Sordariomycetes, Hypocreales, Hypocreaceae. Gene Ontology annotation, cellular component: endoplasmic reticulum membrane. Gene Ontology annotation, biological process: sphingolipid biosynthetic process. Gene Ontology annotation, molecular function: 3-dehydrosphinganine reductase activity. The record is from RefSeq and is a predicted model, not a curated record.